AAUUCUGCUGCUGCGACGUUCCAUGCCCCCGGUGAUCCCAGCAGCAUUGGCAGCAUGCGACGUGAACAGAUUUGCACAUGUCCACUCUGGCGGAACGUCUACGCACAUAACAAUUGCAUAUUUGUCAACAUCAAUCCAGAGCUUGAAGGAAUUGAAGGGCUCGAAGUC
Molecule: messenger RNA, 168 nt
Organism: Suillus paluster
Lineage: Eukaryota; Fungi; Basidiomycota; Agaricomycetes; Boletales; Suillaceae
Exons: 1
Source: RefSeq, a predicted model, not a curated record